AUGGAUGAAACAUACGUCCAUUCAUCUCAUACCUACCAAAAGAGCUGGUCUGAUAGUUCAAACAAGGGCAUACAAAAACCAGUAACUAAAGGACAGAUGCUUGUGAUAGUGCAUGCUGGAGGUGAAAGUGGUUUUGUUAAAAACGCUUAUCUGCGCUACAAACCUACUAUAAAAACAGGAGAUUAUCAUGAUACAAUGAACUACGACAAUUACAAAAAGUGGCUUCAGGAUAAACUGAUACCAAAUUUGCCCCCGAACAGCGUUUUAGUGAUUGAUAAUGCACCGUAUCACAACGUACAAACUGAGAAAUGUCCAACUAUGUCUUCCAGGAAAGCAGAAAUGCAGCAGUGGCUGACAACGCGAAAUAUUUCCUUUACAGAUGACAUGUCGAAAUUUGAAUUAUACGACAUUAAAAAAUUACACAAACCUCUGUUUAAAACCUAUGAAAUUGACAAAAUACUCGAGGAUAAAGGACAUUCAGUUUUACGGUUACCCAAGAUAUUAUCCGGAUUUGAAUCCUAUAGAGUUAGUAUGGGCUUCUAUGAAGCAAUAUGUCGCUGA
Diabrotica virgifera virgifera (western corn rootworm) is the source of this 561-nucleotide messenger RNA. RefSeq lists its product as uncharacterized. Bases 1 to 561 code for a protein of 186 amino acids. Lineage: Eukaryota; Metazoa; Arthropoda; Insecta; Coleoptera; Chrysomelidae. The record is from RefSeq and is a predicted model, not a curated record. The transcript has a single exon. Gene Ontology annotation, molecular function: nucleic acid binding.